GAGAAUUUAUAUAUUAUAAACUUAGGGAAACAUGAUUUGCAUGUCUGACUCCGCUAGUCAGAAACGCACUCAAUCGCUGGAACGAAAAUAACUUCCUCUCACUUUUUCUCGUCUCUGACCAAGCACUCUUUACUCUUUAUGCAACCUCUACUGGAACCAGGUGAUCAAAUGGAGGAGGCAUCACCAACUCCUGUUUCAUUUUGGAGCAAGAUAUCCGACUUUAGGACCAUGGCUUGGGAAGCAUACAAGAAGAAGCCGAUCUCACAUUGGAUUCUUCUAUUUCUAAGCAGUGCAGCAAUGCUUGUUGCUUUCCCUGCUUCUAGCAUUCUUUCUCGUCUCUAUUAUUCCAAUGGGGGCACAAGCAAGUGGAUCAUUUCAUGGGUGGCAGUUGCCGGGUGGCCUCUAACUGCUUUGAUCUUAUUUCCUACAUACUACUUUUGUAAAACCUUUCCUACUCCUCUGAACUUUAAACUCACUCUUUCCUAUAUCGUGCUGGGUUUCUUAAGUGCUGCCGACAAUCUCAUGUAUGCAUAUGCAUAUGCUUACCUGCCAGCAUCUACUGCUGCUCUACUGGCAUCAUCGUCGCUUGCAUUUUCUGCACUAUUUGGGUAUUUUCUUGUGAAGAACAAACUGAAUGCUUCAAUUAUAAAUGCUAUUGUGGUCAUUACUGCUGCGAUGACCAUCAUUGCAUUGGAUUCAGAUUCCGAUGCAUAUGGAGAUAUCACAAAUAGCCAAUAUAUCAUAGGCUUUAUAUAUAUUUUGGGAUCCGCUCUUCAUGGGCUCAUUUUUGCACUUUCAGAACUAGUUUUUGUGAAGUUAUUGGGUAGAAGGUCCUUCCAUGUUGUGUUGGAGCAACAACUCAUGGUUUCUCUGUUUGCCUUUGUAUUUACCACCAUUGGGGUUAUUGUGAAUAAAGAUUUUCAAGGGAUGAAAUCUGAGGCUAAAAGUUUCAAGGGUGGCACAACUUCUUAUCUCCUUGUUCUGAUCUGGGGUGCUAUCACUUUUCAGCUGGGGGUAUUGGGAGGUACUGCUGUGCUUUUUCUAUCAUCCACUGUGCUUGCUGGUGUGCUCAAUGCAAUAAGGGUACCCCUCACAAGCAUUGCAGCCGUUAUAUUAUUAGAUGACCCCAUGGGAGGUUUCAAAAUUCUCUCUCUGAUGGUUACCUUCUGGGGAUUUGGCUCAUAUAUAUAUGGCAGUUCGUCGUUUGGUAAGGAUCCAUCAUGACAAUAGGUUCUUGAAUUCCCUGUUAACCAUUGUUUUCUUGGUUGAAGAAUCAAUGGGGUUAAUUUUUACAAUAUUGUUGGGCAAUUCUAGCACCCAAAUUGACUUAGAUAAGUGUACUAGUAGUAUCUUUGCAAUAUAGUUAGUUUUCUGCAAGAUUUUGUCCCUUGAAUACAACUUCAAAGGGAGAGGAAUUUGUGCAAUGGAUGCCACAUUAGAUUCUUGUCC
Molecule: messenger RNA, 1449 nt
Organism: Juglans microcarpa x Juglans regia
Lineage: Eukaryota; Viridiplantae; Streptophyta; Magnoliopsida; Fagales; Juglandaceae
Product: probable purine permease 5
Cellular component (GO): membrane
Molecular function (GO): purine nucleoside transmembrane transporter activity
Source: RefSeq, a predicted model, not a curated record